CAGUCGCUCGCUGCGGUCCUCAGCGGGGGACUCGGCAGCACGCUCCCCCGGCUUUAUGAAGCUCCGUCAGCCGGCGGCGACCAGUCCGCAGCGCCACCUCGCCGGUCGCUUUCCACUCGGAGACGUUUGAUGGUGGUCUUUUAGCAAUGCGGAAGCGGAAAACGUCGACGACUGCGGACCACGAGAGAGAGAGCCCAGUCGAGGCGGAUGUGAGGCAGACAGGCUCUGAGGGGGUUGAUGGGCUUGGUGGGCCCGAUCGGCAGCACAGCAUGAAGCCUUUCAGGAGGAUGGGUGUGAUGUCCAAGUUGAGGAGGGUGGCAUCGUGGCUGCUGGUGGUCUACAUCUGCAUCCCCUUCAUCGUCAAGCUAUGUCCGUCCAUCCAGGCCAAACUCAUCUUCCUCAACUUUGUGAAGAUUCCCUUCUUUGUGGACCUGAAACGACCUUCAGACGUGGGACUGAAUUACACACACAACUUCUACCUGGAGCCUGAAGGGGGACUCAAGAUCGGAGUGUGGCACACAGUUCCUGCUGACAUGUGGCGAGACGCUGAGGACAAACCGGGAGACUGGUUUGACUCCACGCUUGGCUCCGCCCACCCAGCCAUCCUCUAUCUCCAUGGAAACGCAGGGACCAGAGGAGGCGACCACAGAGUUCAGCUGUACAAGGUCCUCAGUUCGUUAGGCUAUCACGUGGUGACGUUUGAUUACCGGGGCUGGGGGGAUUCAGACGGGUCGCCCUCGGAGAUCGGAAUGACAUCAGACGCCCUCUUCAUGUAUGAUUGGCUGAAAGAGAGGCGGAACAAACGGCCACUAUACAUUUGGGGACACUCGCUGGGCACUGGGGUGGCCACAAACUUGGUUAGACGGCUGUGUGACAGAGGAAGUCCUCCUGACGCUUUGAUCCUGGAGAGCCCGUUCACCAACAUACGUGAGGAGGCCCGCAGUCACCCCUUCUCUAUGGUGUACAGACACCUGCCUGGCUUUGAUUGGUUCUUCCUGGACACCAUCAGCGCCAACAACAUCCGCUUCGCCAGCGAUGACAACGUCAAUCACAUCUCCUGUCCCGUGUUGAUCCUGCACGCCGAGGACGACGCCGUGGUUCCGUUCCACCUUGGCAAGAAGCUAUACAAUAUGGCGGCCCAAUCCAAGAGCCUGAGCGGUCACAGGGUCCAGUUUGUUCCGUUCUCCUCGUCGCUGGCCUACAAGCACAAGUUCAUCUACAGGAGCCCCCAGCUGCCUCACAUCCUCAGCGAUUUCCUCGGCACGGCUCAUCCCAACGCACAGUGACCGCACGCGCACAUGUUGCUUGCUUGCAUUGGCACCCUAGCCACGCCCACCAAGAGUCAAGAAUCCCUUUAGCAUCUUUUUACUUUAUUUUCUUCCGUCAAUGUUUGCUUGUGUUAGACUGUUACAACUUGAAUAUAAAUUAAACAUUUCUUGUUUUAACUUUG
Molecule: messenger RNA, 1450 nt
Organism: Doryrhamphus excisus (bluestripe pipefish)
Lineage: Eukaryota; Metazoa; Chordata; Actinopteri; Syngnathiformes; Syngnathidae
Gene: abhd12
Product: abhydrolase domain containing 12, lysophospholipase
Biological process (GO): monoacylglycerol catabolic process; phosphatidylserine catabolic process
Cellular component (GO): endoplasmic reticulum membrane
Molecular function (GO): monoacylglycerol lipase activity; phosphatidylcholine lysophospholipase A1 activity
Source: RefSeq, a predicted model, not a curated record